AUGAGCAUACCUUCUUCAAGAGAAUCUUCAGUGACGGUAGCGGUUCGUGUAAGACCAUUUACUCAACAAGAAGCUUCACAUUUAGUUGUUAAUAAAGAAGAUCAAUUUUUCUUAGGUGAUGGUGCUUUAACUUUUAAUGAUUCAAGACAAGAAAAUAAAGAAAAUGUAUAUAAAUCUUCAACUCCAAAAAGAUUUGCUCCAAAAGGUUUAAGAAAAAUUGUUGAUGUUGUUGAUGAUCGAAUGUUAAUUUUUGAUCCACCUGAAAAUAAUCCAUUAGCUAAAAUUUCAAAAAAUGUUUCAACAAAUGGGAAAAGAAGUACAAGAUUUAAAGAACAUAGAUUUGUUUUCGAUAAAUUAUUUGAUGAAGGAGCGGCUCAAGAAGAAGUUUAUUAUAAUACUACAAGACCUCUAUUAGAUAGUGUAUUAGAUGGAUUUAAUGGUACUAUUUUUGCAUAUGGUGCUACUGGUUGUGGUAAAACUCAUACAAUUAGUGGGACAAUGGAUUCUCCAGGGAUAAUUUUCUUAACAAUGAAGGAAUUAUUUGAAAGAAUUGAUGAUUUGAAAGAUACAAAAUUAGUUGAUGUUUCAUUAUCUUAUCUGGAAAUUUAUAAUGAAACAAUUAGAGAUUUAAUGCAACCAGAUAAUGGUGGGAAACUGUUAACUUUAAGAGAAGAUGCUAAUUCAAGAAUCAAUGUUAGUAAUUUGACAACUCAUAAACCUCAAUCUGUUGAAGAUGUCAUGGAUAUGAUUAUUAUUGGUAAUAAAAACAGAACAAGUUCACCAACAGAAGCAAAUGCAACCUCUUCAAGAUCUCAUGCUGUUUUACAAAUUAAUGUUACACAGAAAAAUAGAACUGCUGAUGUUAAACAAGAUCAUACUUUUGCAACUUUAUCAAUUAUUGAUCUUGCUGGUAGUGAACGAGCUGCUGCAACUAAAAAUAGAGGUGAAAGAUUACAUGAAGGUGCAAAUAUUAAUAAAUCAUUAUUGGCAUUAGGUAAUUGUAUUAAUGCGUUAUGUGAUGUAAGAAGAAGAAAUCAUGUUCCUUAUAGAGAUUCCAAAUUAACAAGAUUAUUAAAAUUUUCACUAGGUGGUAAUUGUAAAACUGUGAUGAUUGUUUGUAUUAGUCCUUCAAGUCAGCAUUAUGAUGAAACUUUGAAUACAUUGAAAUAUGCAAAUAGAGCUAAAGAAAUCAAAACAAAAGUUUCAAGAAAUCAACAUUCAUUAAAUAGACAUGUUGCUUCUUAUUUAAAAUUAAUUACAGAACAAAAACAAGAGAUUGAUGAACUAAGACAAAGAGAAGGAUUAAUUGUUCAACAAGCCAUUGAAAGACACAAUAACAAGAAAGACAGAGUACAAAUCGGUGUUAUUGAAUUCAUUGAUACCUUAAAGCAAAAUUUAAACUCUAAAAAAUUUCAACAUUUAAAAUUGAAAAAAUCAUCAAUUUUAUGUAAAAGAAAAUUAUUACUGUUACAUCGUGGUGAAUUACAAAAAUAUCUGAGAAGUAUUGAUUCAAUUCAUAAUCCAAUUCUGGAAUUUUCAAAUGCAUAUACAGCAAUUGAAGAUCUGGUUGAUAAAAUUACAAAUAAGAUUCAAGAAUUAGAAAUAUUAUUUGAUGAAGAGAGUGAAUUAGACUUAAUUUUAUCUGGUUCUGCAAAUAGUGGGAUAAGGAAAUUAUCAGAAUUAGAAGCUUGGUCAAGUUAUGAUAAAAUCACUUUAGAUACUACAUUAUCACUGAUGAAGGAUUCAGUUGAUGGAACAAUUAUUCAUAAUGCUUCAAUAGCAUUUGAUAAGAUUUUAUUAUCAGAUUCUUUUAUGACAAAUUUUAAAUGUAUUAGUACAAAUUUAUUUCAAAUUAUUAAUCAAUUAUCAAUAUUACAAAAUGAUUCAGAUAAAAUGGAUACAUUAAAAGGUGAAUUGCGUUUAGUUUUACAUGAAUUUUAUCAAUCAUUUGAUCAAUCUUUAAAUGAAAUUUUAAACAUUGAUUCUAAAUUUGAAAAAUUUAUUGCACAACUGCAAUAUGAUAUUACAUCUGAAAUUUCAAUACCUACAUCACCAAUUAGACAAAUUGCAAGAGCUAGAACAUCUUCACCUUUCAAUAAAGCUUCACCAAUUUCUAAAAUGACACAAAAUGGUAUUUCCAAAAUAACUAAGAAUACAUCAUCACCAUUAAGACCACCAAUUAAUAAGAAUAAAGCUAUCAAAAAAGUAAGAUGGAAUGUACCAGAUGAAUCAUUAAAUGAAGCUGAUCCAGAUUCAGAUAUAAGUAUGGAUGAUCUUGCCAAAGAUACAGAUAAAUUAGAAAUGCAUUCGUCAAUGAGUUUAAAUAAUGAUCAAAGUAUAUUAGAUCAAAGUUUUUCAGAAUUAGAAAAUUCAUUAUCAAAACCUAAAAAAAGAAAAUCAUUGACAUCAAAAUCAUUACAACCAAUAUCAAAUGGUCCAAGAAGGUCAUUAACUGGAAAUUUAACAAAUAAUAACUCAAAUGAAACUAAUAUAUCUAGUGGGUUGGGUCCACCUAUUAGAUUAAAUAAUAUUUUAAAUGAUACCCAAAGUGAUUAG
Molecule: messenger RNA, 2556 nt
Organism: Hansenula ciferrii
Lineage: Eukaryota; Fungi; Ascomycota; Saccharomycetes; Phaffomycetales; Wickerhamomycetaceae
Product: kinesin family protein
Exons: 1
Coding region: 1-2556 (851 amino acids)
Biological process (GO): microtubule-based movement
Molecular function (GO): microtubule binding; microtubule motor activity; ATP binding
Source: RefSeq, a predicted model, not a curated record